GCCUCAUUCAUGAAACGUUAGUAGAUUUGUGCGUAGAUUUGCACAUAAAAGCCUACGCUACUAAAAACCUACUCCGGAUUCAUGAACGCCGCGGGAAACUCAGAUCUGAUCGUAAACACGUGUGUAUGAUCAUGAAUGCCAAUCCAUCGUAAGGUGGCAGCGCGCUCCCGAUAAUCAGCAAUUAGCAUGAACCCCGCCCAUGAAUUGCUAAUGACCACCAUAUAAGGAGGUGUGUAGAGGCAUCCUGUCAACCUGUCAGUCAUGGCACAAAGAAAAAAAGAGCGAGAAAGAAAAAAGAAUUUUUCCGAAGCGGAGAUUGAAGUUAUUUUGGGAGAAGUGGAGUCCAAAAAAAAUAUUUUAUUUUCAUCUGUUAGUAGUGGUGUGACAGGGACAGGCAAAGCAAAAGCGUGGAGGGAGGUGACGGACGCAGUAAAUGUGGUUUCUGUAGUGCAAAGAACUACAGCAGAGGUUAAACGUAAAUGGUUUGACAUUAAACUUGACGCAAAGAAACGCAUUAGCGCACACAAAAAAAGUGCAUCUGCCACAGGAGGAGGACGCUCAGAGUCCAAAUUGUCAGUUGCAGACGAGCGCAUCGCUGGGAUCAUUGGUGAGACGUCUCUGUCAGGAAUUAUACCUGAAGGAGACAGCGACAUGCCUGCACUGGAGUCAACAUCAGACGCUGGCGAGUGCUCCUCCCAUGAUGUGGCCUUUCCUGCUUCUGCUGCCUCUGCUGCCUCUACUCCUCCUGCUGCCCCCGCUGCCUCUGCUGCCCCCAGGUACCGAGGCCGAAGAGGUGAUCCGCCUGUCCUCACAGAAGAAGUCCUGAGGAAUCAAGAGGCUUUGCUGUGCCGUUCCGUUGGUCCGCAGAAGCUGAGAAGGCGAUUUACCACGGCUCCCAUUCUCACCCUACCAGACCCACAGCGCCAAUUCGUAGUGGAGGUCCAUGCGUCGAACGAAGGAGUGGGGGCAGUAUUAUCCCAGCGGUCGGAGCGCGACAGCAAGAUGCAUCCCUGCGCCUUCCUGUCAAGAUGGUUGUCCAGAGCAGAACGCAACUAUGAUGUCGGCAAUCGAGAACUACUGGCGGUAAAACUGGCUUUGGAGGAGUGGAGACAUUGGCUGGAGGGGGCCGAACAUCCAUUCAUUGUCUGGACAAAUUACAAAAGAAACAUCGAAACAUCAAGCCCGACGUCUUGUCCCACCUGUUCGAUCCUGAGCCUGAGACCAAGCAACCUGAAACUAUCCUUCCACUGA
Messenger RNA from Centropristis striata (black sea bass), 1251 nucleotides. RefSeq lists its product as uncharacterized. The record is from RefSeq and is a predicted model, not a curated record. The transcript is spliced from 3 exons. Lineage: Eukaryota; Metazoa; Chordata; Actinopteri; Perciformes; Serranidae. The coding region runs from base 262 to 1251 and encodes 329 amino acids. Gene Ontology annotation, cellular component: nucleus.